This is a messenger RNA of Penicillium chermesinum, 573 nucleotides long. RefSeq lists its product as uncharacterized. Lineage: Eukaryota; Fungi; Ascomycota; Eurotiomycetes; Eurotiales; Aspergillaceae. The record is from RefSeq and is a predicted model, not a curated record. The transcript has a single exon. Bases 1 to 573 code for a protein of 190 amino acids.
AUGUCCGACCCUCGUUCCGAGCUGAGGUCUACGCUGCGUGACCUGGCAAUUGGGGACAAAGGCCCAGUCCCCGACAUCCCCCGCCCAAACAUGAGAGCAACGGCGGCCGUAGGCGCCCCAACCUCCGCGCCCAGCAAGCCAAAGAAGACCCCCAAGACCGUUGCAGAUUCCUGGGAAGACGAGGCCGAUCUUUCAGACGAAGCACUCGGGCCUGAAUCCGCUGCGUCCCCUUCGGUACUUUCGCCCACCCUGAGUCUUGAAGGCCCGUUGGAUCCUCCGCCAACGCCAAUCUCGCCGCAGACGUCGCAAGUGGCGCAGCCAUGGACUUCGAACGCGGCUGCUUCUACCACGGGGCAGGGGUCUGCUCGCCGGCCCGAGAAGCAGACCGCAGUCGCUGGCCGGCUCAUUGCGGGAGCGUUGGGCAUCCGCGCGCCCAAGCGGACGGAGGAGCAGCGCGCGUACGACCGGUCUGUCAAAGAGCAGGAAAUCAAGCGCCGGAACCGUGAAAAGGAGGAAGAGGCAAAGGCGAAGGAAGCAGAGGAGCGAGCCAAGGCGUCUGUCUGGACGGACUAG